This is a messenger RNA of Haemonchus placei, 1002 nucleotides long. The record is from the annotation of a GenBank genome assembly. Lineage: Eukaryota; Metazoa; Nematoda; Chromadorea; Rhabditida; Trichostrongylidae.
AUGUCAGAAGAUCCUUCAGACUUCGACAAUAAGUUCUACAAGCAAAAACGAGGCCUUGCCAUGGGUAACCGCAUAGCACCUGUGUUAGCAGUCAUCUUCUUGGACCACAUCGAAAAGUCAUCAUUAACUAGUGGAAUUUUGUUCUACAAACGUUAUAUUGAUGACGUAUUCAUUAUCGGAACAACGGAAGAAGACCUUGUGGAAACAUUGGAGAGACUGAACUCUCACGAUGCUAACAUAACCUUCACCAGGGAAGAUCCGGGGAGGGAUGGAUUCCUUCCAUUCCUCAAUGCGAAAACACGAAUAAGUGAAGGUCAUAAGGAACACCUAUGGUAUAGAAAAAGUGCCUCGUCGAACAUCUUGUUGCAUUCUAGAAGCGCACAUCCUGCUUAUAUGAAGGCAAACGUCGUGCGGAAUCUUUUGAAAACGAAGGAGAAGCUUGGGACGCGAAAGGAUUCAGUUGUCGAUGCCAAAAUUGAAAGUAUCCUUGAAAGCAAUGGAUACUUCGAGGGCAAUACGAGGACAUGGGUCCCGCACAGGACGGCUGAUGGUGUUAGCCUCAUUGUACCUUUUGUCAACGACAAAUUGGCACGUGAGGAAACUCAACGUCUGGCCAACUUACUGCCUAUGAAUUUGCCUCACGUCACAGUCCGCGCUGUACGAAUUGGCAAAUACGAUCUACCGGCAGGGACAGGAGUUGUUCCGCAGAUUAGUAAUGUGCUCUACGACAAACAUUUACAGGUGUUUCCGGCUCCACAUAGCUUCAAUCCUUCAAGAUUUAUUGAUGAAAAUGGCAAGUUGAAGAAGGUGGAGGAAUUGAUACCGUUCUCUAUUGGAAAACGACAAUGUCUGGGAGAAGGGCUGGCAAAAAUGGAACUCUUUUUGUUCAUUGCGAAUCUCUUCAAUCGCUUUGAGGUAAAAACCCUAGUUCAGAAGACUCACUUGAAUCUACGUUCUAUUUUAAGCUUUCAUGCGAGAAUCCCAGCGAACCACCCUCGAUGA